AUGGUAAACACACGGCGCGAACCCACUACUGAGCGGCACGGGGGCUUUGACCUGCUCCGUUUCCGACCUGGGCCGGUGCACCCCUCCUUAGACGACCUGGUGGUCCCGGGCUCCCCCAGGAGCACCAUAUCGAUACCGGGCUUAGUGCGGACACCCGAUCAACAUAGUCCACUGCAGCUCAGAGCUCCUGAGCUCAAACGCUCCUCCAGCCUCAGCCUCCCGCGGCACGGGGGCUUUGACCUGCUCCGUUUCCGACCUGGGCCGGUGCACCCCUCCUUAGACGACCUGGUGGUCCCGGGCUCCCCCAGGAGCACCAUAUUGAUACGGAACUUAGUGCGGACACCCGAUCAACAUAGUCCACUACAGCUCAGAGCUCCUGAGCUCAAACGCUCCUCCAGCCUCAGCCUCCCGGUAGCUUGGAUUACAGGCGCACGCCACUGCUCCCGGCGCGACCGUUCCAGAGCUCACAGGACAUUUGGGCUUUACCUGCGUGACGUCAUCCAUCUGCAUGUCCGCUGCACUACAGCGUCUAUUCACAGGCGCGAUCCCACUACUGAGCGGCACGGGGGCUUUGACCUGCUCCGUUUCCGACCUGGGCCGGUGCACCCCUCCUUAGACGACCUGGUGGUCCCGGGCUCCCCCAGGAGCACCAUAUCGAUACCGAACUUAGUGCGGACACCCGAUCAACAUAGUCCACUGCAGCUCAGAGCUCCUGAGCUCAAACGCUCCUCCAGCCUCAGCCUCCCGGUAGCUUGGAUUACAGGCGCACGCCACUGCUCCCGGCGACCGUUCCAGAGCUCACAGGACAUUUGGGCUUUACCUGCGUGA
Knipowitschia caucasica is the source of this 828-nucleotide messenger RNA. The record is from the annotation of a GenBank genome assembly. Lineage: Eukaryota; Metazoa; Chordata; Actinopteri; Gobiiformes; Gobiidae.